CCUCACUUGGUCCGUCUUCUAAAUACAUGCUUGAUAUUGCUUGAUCAUUUUUGGGGGACAGAAUCUAAUUAUUAUAUAUACUGUAUAUAAUUAGUAAUUAAUUAGGAACCAGUCUGGCUCAAGACACUGCCUUUCGAAGCAAAGCGCGCCAGAAGCACAGGAUGGCAGUUGAAGAGUGCAAGUUUCUUGCCAGCAUUGACCUCCGGUAUUUGCCAUACUUCUGGAACAGAGAGAAUGGCGAAAAGAGCCUCCUCAUGGACUUGCUUGAAGAGAAGAAGUACAAGACUGUGCUGGAAUUGGUGACCCGUGGGGAAAUUUCUCCAAAAGAGACCAUACCCUACACAGGUACAUCGCUCUUGAAGCUGUCCUUCAGACAACCUGCAGUGGAAGAUGUUGCCAUUCUUCUGGAUGCAAUGAAGCUUCGGGGGGAGAAAAUCGAUGACACCGAUUUGGAUGCGGCUUGCUAUGCAGGAUCCUUCUUGGUGGUUCAGAAGCUGCUCAAUGCCGGUGCUGUUCCUGGGCCUGAUGCCCUGCAUAGUUUGAUGGAAAGGGCCGGUCAACGAAAGGAGAAUGAGACACUCAAGAUCUUGCAUUUGCUACUGGAGGCCAAAGCUGAAAUCGACGGCUUGGGCUCUUUCAAAGUAACGCCUUUGGUCACGGCAUGCCGAGGUCUCAGCAUUCCUUGCGGAGUUUUGCGGGCUUUGCUCCAUCUUCGUGCUGAUGUCGGCGGUGCAGGGCACGAGCCACCUUUGCACGCUUACGUUGGCCAAUGGGGCCGUGAGGAUGGAAUCCGGGUUUUGGCAGAGCACCGUGCCGACUUGAACCAAACAGAUCAGAUUGGCCGGACAGCCUUGCAUUGCGCUUUGAGUGGGCAUUACCAGUUCAACUUGGCAAUGCUUCUCAAGUCUUUGGGUGCGGACCCAUUCAUUGCAGAUGCGAACGGGGUAAGACCCAGCCAACUUCUCAUCAGAUGCAACCAGCCGGAGAAGGCAGCAGAGUUGGAGGACCGUUGUAUGAAUCAAGAAGAGCUGAGGUUGAAGCAGGCCAUGGAACACCCUCUAGCCAAGAUGUUCAAGAGCUCUUUGAUACAGUCAGUGAGAUGGAUCCUGAGCAAUUCUCCCGAAGAGGGCUUCGGCUGCAUUUGCAACAACCAGUUGAAAGAUGAAUGCGAUUAUGGGGGUUGCAAGCUCUCUGAUUGCUUGGAUGGUUGCGCCCCAAAAGCUGUCGUGCUGGAGCUGCCACUCACCAGAUACUCUGAAAUCUAUGGGAAUCUGCGGUUGACAGCGCCGCCUGAAGGCUUUACUGUAAAAGUCUUACUGAUGGCGAUUUACAAGUUUUAUCAAGAUCCUUUUGGCGAUGCGGAGCUUUCAGAAAUCCGGCAGCUUUUUGGUAAAGGCUUUUUGGGGGACACCUUCGGCUACAUUUCCAACAAUGUUGGUGAGACGGAAGGUUCAAGGCCAAAGAAGCAGAAGGUUCAACGCAUUCAAUUGCGAGGGGAUAGCAUUUUCUUCGAAGGUUUUCGCGAAUGCAAGUUCUUUGAAGAUAACCAGACCCUGUGGGGCAGGAUGUGCCUGGGAUCAUAACUUGUGACCUUCGAUGUGAACUACGCCAAUUCCGUGGCUUUGCUGCUGGUUCUGCAAGUUUGAAUGGAUUACAAAUAAGAUUAAAGGAAUAGAAAGUCAAACCACUAGCAGCUCCAAGACUAGGAGCAGGCUGCUUGUACAGUAGAACAGCAGUCGUACAGCGCAACGUGUGAAAGUCACGGGCCGUGUGAAAUACACUUGUCCCAGGCUUUGCGUGCUUUUGAUCUGGUGUUUGGAGCGACAA
Messenger RNA from Durusdinium trenchii, 1827 nucleotides. NCBI's taxonomy places the organism in Eukaryota, Dinophyceae, Suessiales, Symbiodiniaceae. The record is from the annotation of a GenBank genome assembly.